AUGUCGUCCUCCAGCUCCUCGACCGGUGCUAAAAUCAAUCAGAAGCUCGACACGCUGCCUGCAGCGGUUGCAGACAAGCUCCCACAAGUUCCGGAAUCGCAAGCUGAGUUGAAAGAAGAUGCGAAGGUCGCCGCGCAGAAGUCUCUGCAGGGCCUGAGGAGUCUGGCUGCGGGGGGCUUUGGAGGUGUAUGCGCUGUAAUCGUUGGGCACCCAUUUGAUCUUGUCAAGGUUCGACUGCAAACGGCUGAGCGGGGGGUCUACAACGGAGCUUUUGACGUGGUAAAGAAGGCUAUCGCGAGAGAUGGAUUAAGAAGAGGUUUAUAUGCUGGCGUGAGUGCGCCUUUAGUAGGCGUAACUCCUAUGUUCGCGGUAUCAUUCUGGGGAUAUGAUGUUGGUAAAGGGCUCGUACGCAGAUUUUCCACCGUCAGAAAUGAUCAACUUUCAGUCGCACAGGUCUCCGCCGCUGGAUUCUUCUCUGCGAUACCCAUGACCCUUAUCACAGCACCAUUCGAACGAGUGAAGGUCCUCCUUCAAAUACAGGGUCAGAAACAGCUGGCACCGGGAGAGAAGCCAAAAUAUAGUGGCGGUGUUGACGUUGUACGUCAAUUGUAUAAAGAGGGAGGAGUACGAUCAGUCUUUAGAGGCUCAUUUGCGACUCUGGCAAGAGAUGGUCCAGGUUCCGCAGCAUAUUUCGCGACAUACGAAUAUAUCAAGAGAAGGCUGACACCAGUCGACCCAACCACUGGGAAGGCGAGCGGAGAUCUAAGUUUGGUGGCAAUCACUUGCGCGGGAGCUGCUGCGGGAGUCGCGAUGUGGAUACCAGUUUUCCCAAUUGAUACAGUGAAGAGCAGAUUGCAAACUAUGGAUGGAAAGCCAACUGUCUCAGGGGUUAUAAAUGGGUUAUAUAAGAAUGGAGGAUUCAAAGCUUUCUUUCCUGGAUUUGGACCAGCCCUUGCGAGAGCUGUACCUGCAAAUGCGGCAACUUUCCUUGGUGUUGAAUUAGCUCAUCAGUUUAUGAACAAAACGUUCGGAUGA
Messenger RNA from Glarea lozoyensis ATCC 20868, 1035 nucleotides. Its product is annotated as Mitochondrial carrier. The record is from RefSeq and is a predicted model, not a curated record. The transcript has 2 exons. Gene Ontology annotation, molecular function: O-acyl-L-carnitine transmembrane transporter activity. Gene Ontology annotation, cellular component: mitochondrial envelope. Gene Ontology annotation, biological process: carnitine transmembrane transport; mitochondrial transport. Bases 1 to 1035 code for a protein of 344 amino acids. NCBI's taxonomy places the organism in Eukaryota, Fungi, Ascomycota, Leotiomycetes, Helotiales, Helotiaceae.